AAGACAAAAUGGCAUAUAGACAUAGCACAUAAGCAAAAAUGAAAGACAAGAAUACAAAAAAUGACUACAGCACAACAACACAUUGGCCGGAUGCAUAAGUACCGAGUCAUGCCAAAAGGACAUUACCAAAAAUGGACCAAUGUUUUUACAGCAAAGGCCAAUAAUUCACAAAGACAAAUAAAAGGAAACUUUAACACGUAAUUAAGAUGAUAAACAACGUCAGUACUUAGAUUUGUGAAGCUGAUACGGAAUAUUUAUCACCAAGAUCUUGGUAUCAUCCGACGAACUUUUUUAGAAAAAGGACGUCUCGUUCUUUGACAUAAUCCUGGUUCAUCAACUUUCUGCUCAGACACUGGUGACGUUUUAUAAAGUCUGGGUAGCAGCUGCAAACUCUUGAAUACCGAAUGAGUUGGGAAAUGUAUAUCCUAUAUGCAGUGGGACUGAAAAAUGCAUAAACCUCAACAUGCAGUAUCUUUUGCAGUUAGGCUUCAACAAACUGAAAAUAAAACCACAAGUCAAGCCAAUAAUACUACCGAUAAUACCAGUCAAUCUAUCUCAGCAUCCAAUAUUGUAAGUGAAACUAAAAGACCAACCAAUCCUACAAAACAUGUAAUUAAUGUGCGAUUACAUUUAUGGAAGAAAUUCAAAUCUGCGAAUGAAGAGGUGUUAAACAGUGGGCGUUCUCACCAUCAUGACAUUCUUAUGAAAAAAUGUUUGGUCUUGCCAAACGGAUGGAUGAUUUUUACAGAACCCAAUCUAAAAUUACUUCUUAUCCAUGAUGAUGAAGGACAUUUUCAAAGUAAGAUUUACCUUUCCGGCCGCCCAUUUGAUUUAGCCAUAAUUUCAAGUAAACUUUUAGCAGUCAGCUAUGGCGAAAAUCGAUAUGUUGAAAUAAUAGAUUUGAAAACGAAAGAUGCUGUGAAAUCAUUUAACUGGGAAACCAACUGUUUUGGAAUUGCAAUUGUUUCCAAUCACUUAUAUAUUGUGAUAGAAGGGCGUGGAAUUGUCGUUCUAGAGCACACAACUGGGCAAAUGAUUAAGACAAUUCCAAUCAAAAUAAAUCAGAAAACUUUUCUAGUUGUUACGCAUGAUAGCAUUAUUUACACUAACUGGAUUUUCAAUACUGUUUAUUGCUUUGAUUUAGAAGGGAAUGAAAAGUGGCAGUUCAAAAAGAACAAGCUGCAUCGCCCAAUAGGGCUAACGGUCAACAAAAGUGGGGAUGUUUUCGUUGCUGGUAAUGUUUCAGGAAACAUUUUUUAUAUUUCCUCGGACGGGAAGCGAAGUAAAGAAUUAGUUCGAGACACAGAUAUUAUUGAUCUUUAUCUUGACAAUCAGACUUACCGUCUUCUAACGUACAAAUCUGACGGAUCAGCUUUCAAAUAUUUCGUAGAAUCAUAGAAUGAACUUAAUUGAAAAAAAAAUUGUUGAAAAUAUAUAUUUCUUACAUUUA
This is a messenger RNA of Mytilus californianus (California mussel), 1450 nucleotides long. RefSeq lists its product as uncharacterized. The transcript is spliced from 2 exons. The coding region runs from base 448 to 1398 and encodes 316 amino acids. The record is from RefSeq and is a predicted model, not a curated record. Lineage: Eukaryota; Metazoa; Mollusca; Bivalvia; Mytilida; Mytilidae.